Messenger RNA from Monosiga brevicollis MX1, 2327 nucleotides. RefSeq lists its product as uncharacterized. Lineage: Eukaryota; Choanoflagellata; Craspedida; Salpingoecidae. Gene Ontology annotation, molecular function: ATP binding; protein serine/threonine kinase activity; protein binding. Bases 1 to 2157 code for a protein of 718 amino acids. The transcript has 21 exons. The record is from RefSeq and is a predicted model, not a curated record. Gene Ontology annotation, biological process: protein phosphorylation.
AUGGCAGCGUCGUGUUCCCGCCUGUCUACCUGGCUGGUGGCCCGCCUGCUUGCCCUGUCUCUUGAUCUGCGUUUGGUUGGCCUGGUUCUUCUAUACCUGCUUUUCUUCUUUGAUUUGUGUUGUUUUUGUCACUUCUGUGCCUCAUUCACCAGCCGAUCAGUACAAGCCUCGCGACCAGCGCUCUUCCUCUCGGCUCGAGUUCGUGCCACCGCGCUGCACACAUCAGACGUGCUAGGCGCUGCCGCGAUCAUGGAUCAAUAUGAUGUCCACAAGCGUCUCGGCAAGGGUGCGCAGGGUGCCGUUUACCUGGUCACGGACAAGCGCACGGGUGAGCAGUGUGUCAUGAAGAUGGUCGAGUGCAAUGAUGAAGCUGAAGCAGAUAAAGCUUUUCGCGAGGCCAUGGCCCUUGAAAAGCUCAAACAUAAAUACAUCUGUGGCUAUCGUGAACUCUUUGUCAACUGGGAUCGCGAGAAAACAUCCAUGUUUGUGUGUAUCGUCAUGGACUUUUACAAGGCCGGCGAUUUGGACAAUGUCAUCAAGCAAUACCGCUCCAAGGAAAAGGCAAUUCCCGAGAAGAUUUUGAAGAAAUGGUUUGGCCAAAUGGUCGAAGCGCUUGUUUUCAUCCACUCUCAAAAGGUGGUCCAUCGCGAUCUUAAGCCCAGCAACAUGUUCAUGAGCGAUGAGCUUGACAUCAAGAUUGGAGACUUUGGUGUCGCCACCGUCAUGCAAGGCACCAAGACAGGCACCACAGUUGGGACGGUCAACUACAUGGCUCCGGAAGUCUUGGAGCGCCCGUACAAUGAAACCUCAGAUAUCUGGUCUCUGGGCUGCAUUCUCCUUGACGCAAGCACCUGCGGUUUUCUUGAUCACUCGCAAGCUCAGAGCCUCCUGUUUGAGGUCAAGCACAAACCAGCACGUCUUGAGGAUGCUCUUCAGGAGAUUAACAAGACCUACAGUCGCGAGCUCUGCCAAGUCAUUCGUGCCAUGUUGCGGCGAAACUUUCACCAACGCCCGAGCGCGAAAGACCUGACAGCGCUCAUGUUUGUGCAGAGUUGCCUGUCCCUCUCCAAGUCCGAGCUGGUCCGCAAAGACUGCUUGUCGGGUGAGUCGGAAGCCUCCGGCGCCAAACCAACCACAACCAAGCGCAUUCCCAGCAAGGUGGAAGAGCUUCCUAGUUUCAUGAAGAAAAACGACACGCGUGUUGGCUGCCAAGUGGCCGCGCUUGAAGAAGCAGCGCGCCUCAUCUCCUCCGUCCAGCAAGAGUUCACCACCGAGAUGCUCGCUGCUGUCCUCGAGGCCAUGCAUGAUUUUAAAAACAAUGUGUGGGUGCAGACUGCAGCUUGCCAAGCCUUGGUGGCUAUGAUGCAAGCCAAGGACUCGGACCCCGAGUACCGUACCGUCGAAGUUGUGCGCCAUGUGCUCCAAGCCAUGCGCUCGCAUGCUGUCAGCGCACUUCAGCAGGUUGCAUGCCAGCUCAUUACGGUCAUGGCCACGGAAGAGAACUCAGCCAAGUUGCUGGGUGAGCAAGGCGCUGUGCAGGAUGUCCUCGCAGCCAUUCGCGACAACAUUGAUAGCGCCAGCCUUGCCAAGGAUGGCUGUCUGGCCCUGUGGAGCCUCUCGCUGCAUGAGGCAAAUGGGCGCAUCGUAGCGGAAGAACGCGGCAUUCAAGAUAUUAUUAACAUUCUUCAUACGCACAGCGAAGAAGUGCCCACCAUCACAGCUGCCAUCUCAGCAAUCUGGACCUUGUCUGCCGUGGAUGAGAUUGUGGACGAUCUCGUGGAUGAAGGGGGUGUAACGAUGAUUCUGAUGGCCCUCCGCAACCACGGCCUGGAGCAUCAAGAACUUACUCUGGAAGCACUGCAGGCGUUGGCUGCCCUGGCUGUUGAAGAAUCUUGCACCGUGUGUGUCUUGGAUCGCGAUGAGGGUGUUGAUGGCUUGCAAACGCUCAUCGACACGGCGCAGCACUACAAAGCCGAGGCCCCGGUUAUCGAGGCGCUGGUGGGAGUCAUUGCAGAAAUUGCUGACCACCGUGACAGCGCCGAGGUGCUGGUGGAAAGUAACUUUACCGAGCUUCUCAUGACUCUCAAGGCACAGCACCCGACCGAUAAGGAAAUCCAAUCUCGGUGCACGACGGCACUAGCGGCCUUGCAGCAAUGAGCCGAAGCUGCUUCGCCCAAGGGUUAGCGUCCAUGCAGCAUAUCUGGACGGUUGCGAAGUUUGUAUCUACCCAGUAAAUGUCUAGAGCCGAGAUCGUUCUUCGUGGCCUCGGCAUCGAACCAAACACGUCGUGAGUGACUUUUGAGACCUUAUUGAACUACUUCAAUUAC